AUGGAGAAACAAAUGGAAGGCAGGCAGUCGGAAGGGCUGAAGACCGUCAUCGCAUUUUUGUGUUUAACGUUAGCCGCCUUCAUGAACUUCUUCCUGUUGACGGUGAUACACGAUAUAGUGCCCAGGGAGCCGUUGCCGGAUAUUGUAUUCCUUGCAAUACCACAGCAACGGUGGGCCUGGUCUUUUGGUGAUGUGCUGUCGACAGUCAGCUCUGUGAUGGCCUUCACCGUAGUGUUGCUUCACCGAGAUCGAGUCGUCGUUCUCCGACGAAUGUUCGUGCUCGGAGCAAUAUUGUACGGGCUUCGUGCGGUGAUUCUCGGCGUCACUUACUUGCCACCGUCUUUCCAUAAUAGGGACCAAAUCUGCCAACCGCAAGUGAAUCGAACAGCGUUGAGCGGUAUGGAAAUUGCCACGAGAUUUCUGACCUACGUGGUGACGCUCGGGCUCACCUCCGGGCAGGACAAGAUCCUCUGCGGGGAUCUGAUGUUCAGCGGGCAUACCGUGGUGCUGACGAUUAUGUACUUUGUGCAGCUACAGUAUACCCCACGGGGACUCGUCAUUCUGAGGUAUAUCGCGGCUCCCAUCACCUUCUUGGGGAUUGCCGCCCUGGUGGUGUCAGGCGGUCACUACACGAUGGACGUGUUGAUAGCGUACUGGUUGACGUCGCACGUCUUCUGGGGUUACCACCAGAUGUUCGAGCUGCCCAAGGAGAAACGCCCGCAUGCCCCGAUGAGCCGGUUAUGGUGGUUCUGGAUGUGCAACUGGCUAGAAAGUGACGUCCCGGAUGGUCCCCUAGAGAACGUACCUGUCAACAAAGGGCCAUUUGAAAAGGACAUGGAUAUGGGCAUCGCCGACGACUUCAUGCCGGCCUACAUCGUGAGGGCCAUCAGGGUGGACAAAGCGGAAAUGCCAUGCAAUCAGCAGGGAAUAUCAGCCCCGCAAAUCAACGUCACGCUCGUCGCAAAGGACUCAAGCUCACAGGAAGCUGAGGUGCCGCUGCCGUGCUUAUACAACUGCAAGGUGACCUUCCUGCUCCAUGCCAAUCGGAUGAUCCACAUCUACGUCUACUUUCAGUGUCCAGAUGGCCAGACAUCCACAGACAGGACGAAACUGUAUUUCCCUCUAACAGUUGCUGUUACCGAGCUUCCAAUCGAUCAAGAGGAAGCUAUCGCUGAUGCGGAGUUCCCGGAUUACAAACGCUACUUGGACGAUUUUGUAAAAGAAACCUGUGGUGCGGCCAAUACGUGUAAGGUGCCAAAGGGCGUAUGCCAAAAAUCAGCUCCGGGUUUGCAGUUGGCAUUCCAGGCAAGAAACGUUACGAACGUGCGCCGGGUUGCACAGGUGCUCGUCGAGGAUAAAAACCCAAAAAAGUUGUUCGCUUGCGGGACCUCGGGGGUCUGUCGAACCUACGCGACAAAAGGCUGGGUACUUUAUAUUUGGUGGGGCAAUUCGCGUAUGUUGACAAAAGCGGAAAUUGACGACUGGAUGGUGAAGACGAAAAACGGAGCCGGUCUGAUUGAGAGGUUCCGGGCGAAGAUCUUCGCGAAAAAGCUGAUUGGUCCGCACAACCCUUCGGAAUUCGAUAUCGGUCUGGCGGACGAUGUGAUGCCCGCAUACAACGUGUGGGUAUGGGAGGACAAUGAUUGGAAGAAAGAAUGCACCGGAGAAAUGGCUUCGGCCCCAGAGCUCGGCGGUCAAAUCAGGCACCUGGAGUGGCACGACAUCCAGAACCGAAUUUUUCUGGGCGACACAUUCUGUGUUCAUUUUUCAUUCUUCUUU
Messenger RNA from Mesorhabditis spiculigera, 1779 nucleotides. NCBI's taxonomy places the organism in Eukaryota, Metazoa, Nematoda, Chromadorea, Rhabditida, Rhabditidae. The record is from the annotation of a GenBank genome assembly.